Molecule: messenger RNA, 1174 nt
Organism: Bombyx mandarina (wild silkworm)
Lineage: Eukaryota; Metazoa; Arthropoda; Insecta; Lepidoptera; Bombycidae
Gene: Uros1
Product: Uroporphyrinogen III synthase 1
Biological process (GO): uroporphyrinogen III biosynthetic process
Cellular component (GO): cytosol
Molecular function (GO): uroporphyrinogen-III synthase activity
Source: RefSeq, a predicted model, not a curated record
AUUGAAUUUGAACGAAUUGAAUUUUACGAUAUUAAUUGAAGUCAUGUAAAUUUCAAAAACUUUACACCAAUAAAAAUUAUACUGUUGGAAAAAAAUUUAUUCGUUACAAAUAAUUAUAAACAAUUCAAAUUAGAAUUGACAAAAAUAAGCCUUGCCAAAGUUAUUCAUUUACAACGUAGUUAAAAACAAAAGUAUAAAACGAAUUUUCGAUGAUGAAAAUAGUGCUAUUCAAAGGUGAGUCUGAGGAUUAUCAAAGAAUCUUUAGAGAAAAUAACUUUGAGACAAUAUUCGUGGAGCCACUGCAGUUUAUUUACAUAAACAUAGAGGAGUUAAGUCAGAAACUACUGCAAAACGAUUACGAUGGGAUGAUAUUGACCAGCCCGCGAGCUGUAGAAGCUGUGUCAAAGUGUUGGGACCCAACAAAAUUUGUCAUUUGGAACUCGAAAGAUGUGUACACAGUUGGAGAGAUGAGCUCUCAAAAAAUAAAAUUGUUACUAGGUUUGGACGCGCUCGGGGCUACAGCAGGUAAUGCAGAAAAUUUAUCGAAAAUUAUUCUAAAAGAUAAGAAAAAAACAUCAACAUUUCUGUUUCCGUGUGGCAAUUUAAGAUCAGAGACCAUCCCCAGCAUGCUACAAUCUGAAGGAAUCACAUUAGAUGCUAUAACUGUGUAUGAGACACAAGAGAAUGAAAACUUAAAGGCCCUUUUAAUGGAAUUGAAUAACUUGAAUGACAGUCCAAGUGGCUUGGCAUUCUUUAGUCCGUCAGGUUGUGAAUACAUACACAGACAACUACAGACAUUUAGCAACAAUUUGUCCUUACUACCUCACUUUGCUAUUGGCAACUCAACAGCCCAUAAAAUUGAAAAUCUUGGUGUGGAAAUAGCUGGAGUCGCAGCAAAACCUAAAGCUGAGAGUUUAGUUGAAUCUGUAUUGAAAUAUUUUGCAUUACAAGGUAGCUAGUGAAAUUCAUCGCAAGUUGAUUAUUGAAAUACUCGAAAUAAAGUUUAUAUCUCAAAUUUUGAUAUGUAAUUUGGUGAUGGUGCUGUAAAAAUAUUAAUGUACGUAUAUUGCAAAGUACAAAUAAAGUAUAAACAAUUAUGUAGCAAAGUAUUUAAUAAAGUAUCAAAUUGAAACUAGUCUUAAUAAUAAUUACAUAUUUUAAUAAGAAUAUUCAU